This is a messenger RNA of Sitophilus oryzae (rice weevil), 1874 nucleotides long. RefSeq names its product 39S ribosomal protein L39, mitochondrial (gene mRpL39). The transcript is spliced from 6 exons. Gene Ontology annotation, molecular function: nucleotide binding; threonine-tRNA ligase activity. Gene Ontology annotation, cellular component: mitochondrion. The record is from RefSeq and is a predicted model, not a curated record. Lineage: Eukaryota; Metazoa; Arthropoda; Insecta; Coleoptera; Curculionidae. Gene Ontology annotation, biological process: threonyl-tRNA aminoacylation. The coding region runs from base 108 to 1109 and encodes 333 amino acids.
CGGCCUAAAGAAUCGAUUCACCCAUGAAUCGAUGCGAUUCUAGCCAUCCCUAAAAUAACCUUAGAAAAUUUUAAAUUUGUGAUUUUAAAUUUCCAGAAAUUUUCAUAAUGAAUUCUUUAAGAAAAAUUAUACGACCGGUUAAGAAAUGUACAAUUUUGUCGUACCGAAGACUUUUAUCUACCUAUUCGGAGGAAAGUGCUAGACAAUGUGAAAUAUUUGCAACUGAACAGAAAAAGCAAAAAGAAAGUGUUGGACGAAUAGAAAAAAUCGAAGUACAAUACGAAGGACAACCAGAAAACUCUGUUUUUUCAAUGAACAAGAAUAUAUCGACACCUUAUGAUUGUGCAAAACAUUUGGGUGAUAAAAUAAGAGAUAGGUCUGUUGUAGCGCUAUUGAAUGGAAAAACUCUUUGGCACAUGAAUAGACCUUUAUCUGAAUCAUGUAUACUUGAACUUUUACAUUAUAACUUCCCUAAUCCAGCUGCUGCAAAUAAAGUUUUUUGGAGAACUUGCAGCUUUGUAUUGGGUGCCGUAGCGAGUGAUGCCUUUAAAGAUAAUAUUGAAAUACAUUUACACAGUUUUCCUAGUCCUAAUGUUAAAUCAGGUAGCUUUGUAUAUGACAUUCAGAUAGGUCUAGAUAAGUGGGAGCCCAAAAAUUCUGAACUUAAAGUAUUAUCAUUGGAGUUCAUUAAAUUUUGUCAGAAACAAUAUCCCAUUGAAUGUCUUAAUGUAGACAAAAAAAUAGCAUUAGAAAUAUUUAAGAAUAAUCCUCAUAAGAGCCAACAAAUUCCAGAUAUUGCUGCACAUAACAGUGAUAAAAUAACAUUAUUUAAGGCAGGACCCCACAUAGAUAUAAGUAGAGGUCCAAUGUUACCCAAUACCAAUCAUAUAGGAAGAAUAACUGUGACAAAUGUAAUAAAAUUAGAUACUGAUAUCGAAGGCGGUUCUAUUUAUAGAUUUCAAGGAGUUGCGCUGCCUCGAACAAUAGCUUUAAAUCAUUUUGCCUACGGACUGAUAGAGGAAAGAGGAAAGCUACUAAAUUCUGGCAGAAUACCUGGAGCCCAUGGCACUCUUAACGAAGAUAACAGUUUUGUAGCCCAUGUGAAUUAAUAAAUAAUGCUUAAUGAUGGCAGAAAACAGUAUGCAGUCUUCCUAAAAAAUGCUGAGAUCGAUUAUAUCCUGCAAAAACUUGGUUUUUCGCACUCACGUCCACCAUUCCUAAAUGGAUGUAAAGAGGCUUUAUGGAUCCACUGGACGCCAUUUUAGCGGUGCUCAUGCUCAGGAUGAUUCACGUGGUGAAGGGGGAUCAGUCGCAUGGAGAAGAGAAAACAUCUGUUGAACACAAAAAGUUUUUACCAUAUAAGCAUUGAAGAUAGUUAAAUAAUCAUAUUGCAUUGUAUAGAGAAAAUCUGUGUUGAAAAACCAUAAUAUAGAGAGUGUUUUUGAUUGAAGUGCCACAACGUGAGUUCUCAGAUAUUUUUAAACGAUUUGUUCGUGAGAUACGGGUUGUCAAUUUUUGGAAAAAAAAAUGUUUUUUUUUAUAAUGUCUUCCGAGCGACUGCAGAUAUUUUUAUAAAGUCUAGUACAUGGGUCUUCCUACAAUUAAAGGUCAUUUUUUAUUGAAAAAAUAUUUUCCCCAAUUUUCACCAGCGACGUUCGUACAUAAUGGCGUCUGGACUGAAUAUUUUUGAAGAAAAAAUGGUACGUCACGAUUUUUCACUAAAAUAAAAAUUAUUUCUAAAAUCCCCAGUCUUUUUGGAACAAAUUAUGUCUCUUGGCUUUUUUUGUCAGACGUACGGAUUUGCGUAAAAAAAUAAAAAUCAUUUAUGCAUUGCGAAAUCGGCGAAAAAACUUUGACACCCUGUAACUCGAAAA